GUCAGUGCAGUGCACUUGCAGGAACACUUAACGAGACUAGCUUCCAGUGUAUUGGACAGGACUUGUACCGGCAACCUGACUGCUUUGCAGCUGACUGAAUUCUUGGCCCAAGAAACCAGUGGUGGCAAGAAACAGACGCACCGAUCAACAUGAGCACAGCAGGCAAAGUUAUUAAAUGCAAAGCAGCAGUAAUGUGGGAAGCCAAUAAACCAUUUUCUAUUGAGGAAGUGGAAGUUGCCCCACCAAAAGCACAUGAAGUUCGCAUAAAGAUUGUGGCUACAGGGAUCUGUCGCUCUGAUGACCAUGUGAUAACUGGUGGGCUGGUUAUGCCUUUUCCAAUAAUCCUUGGGCAUGAAGCAGCUGGUAUUGUGGAGAGUGUUGGGCAGGGAGUAACUUCGAUCAAACCAGGAGACAAGGUUAUUCCACUCUUUGUUCCACAGUGUGGGGAGUGCAACAGUUGCUUAAGCACCAAGGGCAAUCUGUGCAGUAAAAAUGACAUUGGUUCAGCUGCUGGAUCAAUGCCUGAUGGCACCACUAGAUUCACCUGUAAAGGACAAGCAAUUCACCAUUUUCUUGGUACAAGUACCUUCACUGAAUACACAGUAGUGCAUGAAUCUGCUGUAGCCAAAAUUGAUUCUGCUGCUCCUCUGGAAAAAGUCUGUCUGAUUGGAUGUGGAUUUUCAACUGGUUAUGGGGCUGCUGUGCAGACUGCCAAGGUGGAACCAGGCUCCACCUGUGCUGUCUUUGGCCUCGGAGGAGUUGGCCUCUCUGUUGUCAUGGGCUGCAAGGCAGCUGGAGCUUCCCGCAUCAUUGCUGUUGAUAUCAAUAGUGACAAGUUUGCCAAGGCCAAGGAGCUGGGAGCCACAGAGUGCGUCAACCCUAAAGAUUUCAAGAAGCCUAUUCACGAAGUGUUGAUUGAAAUGACUGGUCAUGGUGUGGACUACUCCUUUGAGGUCAUCGGCCGUACCGAAACUAUGAUUGCAGCCUUGGCCUGUUGCCAAUACAACUAUGGAGUCAGUGUGAUUGUGGGAGUACCCCCUGCAGCACAAAAGAUCACUUUUGACCCCAUGCUCCUCUUCACUGGUCGCAACUGGAAAGGGUCCGUCUUUGGAGGCUGGAAAAGUAAAGAUUCAGUCCCUAAACUGGUUGAUGACUACAUGAAGAAAAAAUUUGUGCUGGAUCCAUUAAUAACCCACACACUUCCUUUCACUAAAAUCAAUGAAGGAUUUGAUCUGCUAAGGACAGGGAAGAGCAUUCGCAGUGUCCUGAUGUUUUAGGAUUCCCAAUUGUUAAGCGGCAGAUGGCUCAGCACCAGUACAAAUUUCAUUAUCUUCCAAUAUAACUGAUAUGAAAUAACACCAAGACUUCUCUGAAAGGUCUACCACCACUGCCUGUUGAAUAAAAGGAUCAAGCUCAAACCCCAGAAUUCAAGUGCAGCACUUAUAAAUGAAAUAAUAUUUUUUCCUCUUACCUCUUCCUCCUGUUCUUGCUUUAAAUGCUCUGUGUUGUGCUGCAGUUUUCUUUUAAUAGCCAGUUAUGAAUUACAGCACUUGCCGCCAUCACAGGUAUUACGAAAGGUUUGGAUUUUUCAAAAUGGUUUUUAAUAUGCAGUCCUCUAAUAAAAGAAAAAUGAAGGAAACUGUUCGUUUGGGCCUUCGUAAUACUGCAAGCUUAACAGAUUUGUGCAUGCAGCCCAGCACAGUAAAACUCUAGGUCAGACCUAUGUAUCUGUCCUGAAUGAUUUUAGAAUUCCAUUAUCUGACAAGCAACAAAAUUACUCCUUAUUCCAUUACCUGAUAUGCAAGGAAAUUACUGCAGUAAAUCAUAGACUUAGGUACUCACCACUGAAAAUUUUACCAAAUUAACACUUCCAAGCAUUUUAUAUAAAACUGCUGUGGUGGUGUUCUGUGGUUUGUGGGGUUUUUUCAACUUUGUACCUCUUUCUUGGGGAUGUUUUAGAUCUUUGGACAAUUUAUACAUGUGCGCCUGAUGCUUGGGAAACAAUGUGAAGAAAUAUGAAUGUGCAUGAAGUAUUGUUACUUGUUUCCAUCAAAUAAAGGGAAAGUUUCCUAACCUUUAA
Chroicocephalus ridibundus (black-headed gull) is the source of this 2080-nucleotide messenger RNA. Its product is annotated as alcohol dehydrogenase 1. Bases 150 to 1277 code for a protein of 375 amino acids. The record is from RefSeq and is a predicted model, not a curated record. Gene Ontology annotation, biological process: retinoic acid metabolic process; retinol metabolic process. Lineage: Eukaryota; Metazoa; Chordata; Aves; Charadriiformes; Laridae. Gene Ontology annotation, molecular function: all-trans-retinol dehydrogenase (NAD+) activity; zinc ion binding. The transcript has 9 exons. Gene Ontology annotation, cellular component: cytosol.